Messenger RNA from Papaver somniferum (opium poppy), 1225 nucleotides. RefSeq lists its product as uncharacterized. The coding region runs from base 508 to 948 and encodes 146 amino acids. The transcript is spliced from 5 exons. The record is from RefSeq and is a predicted model, not a curated record. Lineage: Eukaryota; Viridiplantae; Streptophyta; Magnoliopsida; Ranunculales; Papaveraceae.
UCCCAAGACCGAAAAAACAUAAAACCCCAGAACCAAAAGAGAAGUUAUGAGUUUAUCUCUUCACCCUGCCGUCUUUUUUUUCCCUCCGGAAACCUAACCCGAGGAGACUCUAACUUAGAAGAAGAAGAAGACACGACGAUAUUGAGUAUUGAACAAAUCUAAGAGGAGAUCGAAGAAAAAGAAGAAGAAAAUACCAAAUUCAAGCAAUCAUUGGCGUAAGUUUGUACAUACCAUGUUUCAAAUGUCCAUAAAAAAUAUGUUUCAACAAAAGCAAACAGUGCAUGAAGAACUGAAAAUCAACAAAAAAAAAUGAUUGAUCAAAUAUGUUGCAACUGGGCAAGAAAAGAAAAGGAAGUUGCCAACAUACAGUAAGAAAGAAGACUUGGAGAAGUUUAUAUUAGUGUCCCAAAAUUUCAGAAAAAAUCUGAACAAGCUGCGAAAGAACGGUCACAAGUAAAAGUUCAGUAUAUAGGUGGUAGGAAAGGUGUCCCUACAAGGUGGAUUAAAAUGGAAAAGGAAAGCCCCACUGGUGCGAUAUAUAAGCCAGAUGUGUUUUUAGAAACACACAGUGUCACCCCAGAUGAUAAUCCCUCAUCUUCUAAAUCACUGGCAGCUGAAAAACUAGUAAGUUCUCCUGUUUUUAAGGGAUACAUACGCGGAGUGUGUGCUGGUGUUUUUAAAUCUCAGUUUAUUGCUUCUGAGUUUAUUAAGGCCAAGGUGCAGGAAGAGAAGCACAAUCUGCGGAGAGAGAAGCACAAAAACGAAGCUUUGAAAGCAGAGGUUGAUGCUGAAAGACAGAAAAACAAGACCACAGUACAUUAUCAGAUCUCUAAUAGCUCUUAUCAGCAUGAUAUCGGGUUUCCUUCGUCGUUCGGUCUUUGUUGUUUGAGGAACUUCAGGAAAAAAGCUGUUGCACUUGCAUAUGUUCAUAGUAAGCUACUGAAUUGACCACUAUGACUGCAUGAUUGAGGAAAUCUUUGAUCCAAGUGGGAUGUUGUGCGAUAGAGAUGAAAUAUGCUGUACUUUGGGAUGUUUCAAGGGGUGAGUUCGUUAAGUGUCCCAAGGCCUAUGUGACUUCGGUAGGAGCGUGAUGGCAGUGACAAUAUAUCGGUUAAUUUUUUAAUUCAGUAUGUAACUUGGAGUUGGGAGAUGUCUUCUAAUUUAUGUUCGAAUAUUAUAUUUUUUUUUUAAAAAUAAUUAAUAAAGUCAAUUUGUUUAACGUUUA